AUAACUGAGGAGAUACUGGUUUAUAAGAAUCUUUAUCUAUGAAAUCCGAGUUACUAUGGCGAGACCACAUUUAUCAAAUACCUUGGUCUUUUUACUUUUAUUUUCGUAGGUUUCCUUUCUUAUCGUCUCUACCUUUAUCUUUUCGCUCUCUUACCAUUCUCCAUAUUCAACCAUUAAUUGGUCUCCCAUUAUAGUAUUCCUCAUAUAAGUCAAGCAUCAAAACCUACAAAAACUAUCACAGUCAACCCAUGCACCUUCACCCCCACAAUUCCUACAGUCGUCUCUCCCUCUUCACCUUGCCCGACCGUCACUAUCUCCACUUCCCAUACCUCCUGCCCACCAGUACGUUCAUCUCCUACCACUCAAUUCAUCCAAAUAAAUGUUCAUAACCCUUCUCCUUAAAACUCUCCUACUCACAAAACCCAUCUCCAGACAAACCCCACCUCGUGCUCUCAAAACUUCUGCAUUUCCGACGCGUUCAUAUCAGUCCCCUGCACCUGUCCCUAUUCCGUUCCCACUACUACUGUCUACACCCCAUGCCCCUCCGCUUGUUCUCAAACCUGCUUUAUUGGCCACCAAAUCUAUCGUGAAACUUCUUGUUCCACUCCUAUCGACACCUACACCUACACCACUCCCACCACCAGCACCAGUACCACAACAUCAAACAACCUCGUAACAUGUUCCUGUCCCUAUUAUCCCCCUUAUCCAACAAAUUGCAUAUUCCCAUGUCCGGAACACACACCCAGCACCACCACAACUUCAAAUCCAACAACCACAAGCACCACAAAUCCCACAACAUCAAACAACCUCGUAACAUGUUCUUGUCCCUAUUAUCCCCCCUACCCAACAAAUUGCAUAUUUCCAUGCCCGGUACAUACACCUACGACUGUUAUUACGGUCCCGACAACCAUUACAUCGAUAUCGACGCCAAGUUGUGAUAGUAUUACAGUUACGACGGGGAAAUCGUGUCCGUUGAUCAUAGGGGGUCCUUGUGAAAGUACGAGUUUUGAUGUGAGUUUUUCUUUUUUUUUUUUGUUCUUUUUAUUCAUUGUUUCAGCUCAAUUUAUCUCAUCUCUCCGUUUUCCGUUAUUUCCAUCUUUCAAAUUUCCUAACUUUCUUAUUUCCCAUAACCCAUUUUCUCUUCCCUUCCCUUCCCCCUCAUUAACAAACCACCCCACCUCAACACAAACAAAACCGCUAAAACCCUUUCCAUACCCCAUCCCCUCUCCAUCUCCCCCGACACCACUCUCCCCCUUCCCUCCCUCCCCAAUUUCUCUUCUCUUAUAAAACUCAAACCAAACCAAAACCACAAAAAAAAUCAAAUCUAACCACCUCCCUCCACUUCACCCAAAAAAUAGUGUACCUACCUCUCCACCGUAACCAUAAAAUGCGGUUGUGGCGGUUCGAUAGGAACAGUUACGAGUUGUAAAAUGAAUUGUGAUGGUAAUGGUAAUGGUGAUGGUAAUGGUGCGUGUGCUACGAUGUGGAGGACGAUGGCGUUGCCUUGUCCAAUGACGGGUUUACCUGGGGGUGG
Molecule: messenger RNA, 1534 nt
Organism: Sclerotinia trifoliorum
Lineage: Eukaryota; Fungi; Ascomycota; Leotiomycetes; Helotiales; Sclerotiniaceae
Source: the annotation of a GenBank genome assembly